Molecule: messenger RNA, 945 nt
Organism: Rangifer tarandus platyrhynchus (Svalbard reindeer)
Lineage: Eukaryota; Metazoa; Chordata; Mammalia; Artiodactyla; Cervidae
Source: the annotation of a GenBank genome assembly
AUGCUGCCCUGGAACGCCCGGCGGUGGGGCGCAGGUGAAGAGCAGGCGCCCAUGGAACGAUGCCCCUCGGCGGGCAGCGGCCUCUCCCAGGCCUCGGACUCCGGAGAGGAAGCCCUGGUGGAGCCAGGAACAGCCACAGAGGGCAGCCCCCAGCCCUGGCCUCGAAGACUUUCCUGGACUCGGAAAGAGCAGCUGCGGCCUCGGCUCCUCCCAGGCCUGGCUGCCAAGCAUUCCCCGGGAACUCCAGUUCCUUUCUCCCCUCAGAGGACUUGGGGGGUGGCACCAUCAAAGAUGACCCUGCUAGCGCCCUGGGACCCCAACUAUGAGGCUGCAGCAGGAUGUCGGCUGGUGUGGGGACCUAGCUGUGCAUCUGGCAUCUCCUUAUCAGGCCGGACCUUGUACCAUCCCUCAUUCUGGCCUCUGUACCAGGCAGCCUCAUGCAGGGGCCUCAGGCCCGGUCUAGCAGGAUGUUGGCGUGAAGAGCAAGUGCCCAGGGGUGCAGGGUUCCCGGUGAUGUGCUCUGAAGAUGUCUUCUUUUUGGACCCUCUGCUGCCCCGUGGACAGUGUGUUCCCCUGUACCUGUCUGAGGCCUCUCAGCAGGUGAUGGGCUCUCUGAAGCUGCUGCUCCCACGCCCGAUAAUGUCCCCCUGGCUCCUCCCCACUUGGACUUCGCGCUGCUCCACUGCUUGGCUCAGUGGGCUAGAGCUAAUCGCCCUCACUGGCCUCCUGCAGAUGAGCCAGGGGGAACCGAGACCCAGCACCUCAGGGGCUCCCGGGCUUCCUUCUGGCUCCCCAGCCCUUGCCUCUGAUCACCCAGCUGCCAGUGGUGGCUUGGGCUGUUCUCACUGCGGGGAACCAUCUCUCCCAGGGACCCCAGACGCCCAAGGUCCAUACCUCCUCCAGGGACAGAAUGGGCCCUCUACUUCCCCAGGCAAGUUCUAUUGA